Messenger RNA from Cucumis sativus (cucumber), 2238 nucleotides. Its product is annotated as L-ascorbate oxidase homolog. Lineage: Eukaryota; Viridiplantae; Streptophyta; Magnoliopsida; Cucurbitales; Cucurbitaceae. The record is from RefSeq and is a predicted model, not a curated record. The transcript is spliced from 8 exons. Bases 144 to 1784 code for a protein of 546 amino acids. Gene Ontology annotation, molecular function: oxidoreductase activity; copper ion binding.
CUUCUUCUCUCGGCCUCUUCUUCCUUCUUUCUUUAAAUACACCAUUUGCUUUCUCUCUUCACCAGUUACCCAUUUUUUUUGUGCUAUAACCCAACUCCCCCAUCUCUCUCUAAAUCCCCAGAUUCUGUGCUAAACACAAAACAAUGGCACAAACAUCAUCCACUAACUUAUGGCCUGCUUUUACUGUCGCUUUGGUUUUCAGUUCAUUCAUCAACAUUGCAUUUGCUGAUAGCCCUUAUAGAUUCUUCGAUUGGAAUGUUACCUACGGCGAUAUCUAUCCUCUCGGGGUUCGCCAACAGGGAAUAUUGAUAAAUGGGCAAUUUCCGGGACCUGAUAUUUACGCGGUUACGAAUGAUAAUAUUUACAUCAAUGUUCAUAACAGUCUGCCGGAGCCAUUUCUUCUCUCUUGGAAUGGAGUUCAACAGAGGAAGAACUCUUACCAAGACGGAGUAUACGGAACAACAUGUCCAAUUCCUCCUGGCCAGAACUUUACCUACCGGAUUCAGGUGAAGGAUCAGAUAGGAAGUUACUUCUAUUUUCCCUCUCUUGCAUUCCAUAAAGCCGCCGGUGGAUUUGGAAGUAUAAGAGUUCUCAGUCGUCCCCUCAUUCCCGUUCCUUUCCCGGAGCCGGCCGCCGAUUACACGCUUCUUAUCGGCGACUGGUACACCGCUAAUCACACGACAUUGAAGACCAUCUUGGAUCGUGGUCACAAACUCCCUUUCCCUAAUGGAAUUGUUAUCAAUGGCCGUGGUCCGAAUGCUACUACUUUCACUGUUGAGAAGGGUAAGACUUACAGGUUGAGAAUAACGAAUGUGGGGCUUCAGCAUUCGCUGAAUUUCAGGGUUCAAGAUCAUGAGAUGAAGCUUGUUGAAGUUGAAGGCACUCAUACGAUGCAGAAUACUUAUUCAUCUCUUGAUGUUCAUGUGGGUCAAUCUUAUUCUGUGCUCAUCACUGCGGAUCAGCCGUCCCGUGAUUUCUAUAUCGUUGUUUCGACACGGUUUGCUCCCAAGGUCCUCAUCUCCACUGCCAUUCUUCAUUACAGCGACUCCACCACCUCCGUGGGUGGUCCAAUUCCUGGUGGACCAACAGAAGUGGAGUGGUCCAUCAAUCAGGCUCGUUCCAUCAGGACUAAUCUCACUGCAAGUGGACCGAGACCAAAUCCACAGGGCUCGUAUCACUAUGGUCUGAUUAAUAUUUCCAGGACUAUCAAGCUGGAGAGUUCAGCAGCUCUUGUCAGUCGCAAGCAGAGAUAUGCUGUUAACAGUGUGUCUUUCAUUCCUGCCGACACACCUCUUAAGCUUGCAGAUUACUUCGGUAUUGAUGGAGUUUUUAGCGUUGGAAGUGUCCCAGAUGUUCCUUCUAGGAAGCCAAUGUACCUUGAUACCUCAGUCAUGGGUGCUGACUAUAGAGCCUUUAUUGAGAUUGUGUUCCAGAAUCACGAGAACAUCGUACAGAGUUGGCAUAUUGAUGGAUACUCCUUCUGGGUUGUUGGAAUGGAUGGAGGAGUUUGGACACCCGCUAGCAGAGAACAAUACAAUCUCCGAGAUGCAGUUUCGCGGUGUACCACCCAGGUAUACCCAAAGUCAUGGACUGCCAUUUAUAUGUCACUUGACAAUGUUGGAAUGUGGAACAUAAGGUCAGAGUUUUGGGCAAGACAAUACCUUGGACAACAAUUUUAUCUUAGAGUUUACACACCAGUUAAGUCCUUCAGGGAUGAGUACAAUGUUCCAGAUAAUGCUCUUCUUUGUGGGAAGGCUGAGGGCAAAAGCACAGCUUCUCCAUAAAUAAUUGCUGUCACGAUUCACAACACAUUCUUUCAGUUGAGCUCUGGGUUAGCAAAAAUCCCAUUUGCACCAGUCUCCAGUAUUUUUCUUAGCACGUUUAUCGGUGUUUUCUUCAUCUUGUAUUUUGCUUUCUUCCUUUGGUUUAAUACUACAAAUUAACAAUAAAUUAUAAUACAGUAGAAAGAGAAAGGAGAGGAAUAUUCUGCUGUGAUGCUAACCUGGUCUGGAAAAUUUCAGCCAGGUUUUCCUCUCUUCUUCGUUGCUGUAUACUUCUGUUGUAAUUUGAACAAAAAAAUGAGAGGAAGAAAGAGGCAAAAAGAAAAAUGUAUUAGUGAGGAAGAUAGAAAUUUUAGUAGUUCUUUUCCUUAAAGAGGUUGCUCGUAAAUUAGUGUGAAUUAUUGUACCCCAAUAAGAACAGCGUUCGAUAUUCUUUAAUCAUUAUUUAUUUUAAAGA